Molecule: messenger RNA, 480 nt
Organism: Micromonas pusilla CCMP1545
Lineage: Eukaryota; Viridiplantae; Chlorophyta; Mamiellophyceae; Mamiellales; Mamiellaceae
Exons: 3
Coding region: 1-480 (159 amino acids)
Source: RefSeq, a predicted model, not a curated record
AUGGCGAGUUCAAAGCCUGAGUGGCUGAAAGAGGCGUCGCAGGCGGAGACCGAGCGAAGGUUACAGUUCUACAAACGCCAAGACAAGCCGUGCUUCUUCAAUGGCCAAGGAAACCCGGACCAGGCGAAGUACAGGGAGGGCUCGAACAGGAGGAUGUACACGCGCGAGGAGCGGGAGGACGACGCGAAGAAAGCGUUCGCGGAGGGCGAUCUGGAGAAAGCGCUCACGUCCUUCGUCCGAGCCGCGGAGCUCUGCAUCUUACGACGCGCGAGCGAGCCCGAUGAAGAAGACAAAGACGGGAAUGACGACGACGACGCGCGCGAGCCCGCGAAAGAGCGAGAGGCGCGCCCGCUCGUGAUGUUCGCGAGCGGCUUGCACACGUUGUUCGGGAACAUAGCCGCGGUGCUCACGAAACUCGGGAGGAUCAUGUCCACGUUAUCCUCCUCCACCUCCACGUCUUCGUUGUCAUCGAACGCGUGA